AGGCAGCCUCACUUCUCUGCUAACCUUCCAGAGAUAGUAUACAAGAUGUGGUGGUGCAGAGGCGUUGUGGUGGUGGUGGUGGUGGUGAUGGCGGUGUUGCAGGCAGACACGGUCGUCGGGAGAAACUAUGGCAUGGAAUGUGAAACUCUACCAUCCACAAUUCAUAUAUCUAAAGAGGAAUAUGAUGACACUGGCCGUCUGGUGAGGGUGUGUGAGGAGGACGUGGCUGUCAAUAAGUGUGAGGGAGCCUGUGUGUCCAAGGUGCAGCCCUCCGUCAACACUCCCUCAGGAUUCCUCAAGGACUGCCGGUGUUGUCGGGAGGUGCAUCUGAGGGCGAGAGACAUCACCCUGACACACUGCUAUGACGGAGACGGGGCACGGCUGACGGGGGGUAAGGCGACCCAGCAGGUGAAGCUCAGGGAACCCGCAGACUGCCAGUGUUUCAAGUGUGGCGACUCAACUAGGUAGACUGUAGUGGUGUGGUGGUGAUAUGACAACGUUGCAAUGGUUUUAGUAGAGAUCUGGCAGUAGUGUAACGGUAUUGGUGGUGAUCUGGCGACGUUGUGGGGGUGUGGUGUGGUGUGAUGGUGGUCUGGCAACGUUGUGGGGGUGUGGUGGUGAUCUGGCACAGUUAUGAUGGUGCGGUGGUGAUUUGGCAACGUUGUGGGGAUGUGGUGUGGUGAUAAUGGUGUGGUGGUGAUUUGGCAAUGUUGUGGGGAUGUGGUGUGGUGUGGUGGUGAUGUGGCACUGUUGUGGGUGUGUGGUGGUGUGGUCGUGGUGGUUUGGCAAUAUUGUAGUGGUUUUAAUUGAGAUGUGGCAACAGUAUGAUGGUUGUUGUGGUGAUUUGGCUGCGCUGUAAUGGUUUUAGUGGAGAACUGAGUUGAAUCUUGUGUUAAUUGAUAUCUGGCAACACUGCAGUAGUUUCAUAUUAGUCUAGCAACACUGAAAUUAUCUUAAUAUUGAUCUGGCAACACUGUAAUGGUUUUAGUGAUGAUCUGGCAACAUUGUAGUUGAUUUAAUUAAGAUAUAGCAACACUGUAACCGUUUAGUGAUGAUUUGGCAACACUGUAAUGUUUUGAGUGAGGAAGUAGCAACACUGUAAAAGGCUAAGUGAUGAUCUGGUACCACUGUAUUAGUUUAGUGAUGUCGCAACACUGUAAAUGUUUUAGUGAUAAUCUGGGAACACUAUAAUGGUUUAGUGAUGAUCUGGCAACACUGUAAUUGAUUUAAUAUGGAUAAUUUGGAUACACUGUAAUGGUCUUAGUGAUGAUCUGGCAACACUGUAAUGGUUUUAGUAAUGAUGUGGCAGAUUUUGUAACGGCUUAUUGAUGAUCUGGCAACACUGUAAUGGUUUUAGUAAUGAUGUGGCAGAUUUUGUAACGGCUUAUUGAUGAUCUGGCAACACUGUAAUGGUUCUAGUGAUCUGGCACCACUGUAAUGGUUAAGUGAUGAUCUGGCAUCACUGUUAAGAUGAUAGUGAUAACAGUAAGUUUGGUAGCAACGUAAUUAUGAUUAUUGUUAAGUUAUUAGUGAUUUGGCAUGUUGCAAUGACGGCCAUCUUGCUGACCUGGCACCACUGCAUGACGUCCAGAUUUGGCACCACCACACUCUUGUAAUGGAGACUUGGCACCGCUGCAUGUUAGAUUACUGUAAUAACCAUUCAUUAGUUUAUCUAUUAAUCUGA
Messenger RNA from Scylla paramamosain (green mud crab), 1684 nucleotides. It is a transcript of the gene Pburs, whose product is annotated as partner of bursicon-like. Lineage: Eukaryota; Metazoa; Arthropoda; Malacostraca; Decapoda; Portunidae. The record is from RefSeq and is a predicted model, not a curated record. Gene Ontology annotation, biological process: G protein-coupled receptor signaling pathway. Gene Ontology annotation, molecular function: neuropeptide hormone activity; G protein-coupled receptor binding. The coding region runs from base 46 to 468 and encodes 140 amino acids. The transcript is spliced from 4 exons. Gene Ontology annotation, cellular component: extracellular region; bursicon neuropeptide hormone complex.